UUCAGUUCAACCCAAAUCAGCCAAAUUUACCGUUUCAAACAAGAAAAGCAAUUAAACAAACUCUCAUGCAGUCAUGCUAACGCUACUCCAAACUCUCAUGCACCGAUGCACGUGCUCAAUCUGACGGAUCCUACAGCCCACGUCCGACCUCGCCCAGAUCUAAAUUUGAAAACCUCAUUAGGUCAACGGCCCAUACUAGAUCAACUCCAGGAAAUCUUAAUACUUUUCGGUCACACCAAAUCGAAAGUCUCUCCCUCGCCUUCCAGCUUAAAGACUUUCAAGAAAACACGAGCUCUGAAACUGAAACCAUUUCGUUACCAUAAAAAGGGAGGUUUUGUUUUGAGAGAAAUGUUUGAUUAGAUCCUGAUGUUGAUAAACGGCGUGAUUUGAUUGAUUGGAAAAGAAUUAGAUGAUGGAUGUAGAGAGAUCAUCGCUGUGCAAUUGCGUGGUGAAUUUUCUACUAGAAGAAAAUUACUUGUUGACGGCAUUUGAAUUACUCCACGAGCUUCUCGACGAUGGCCGUGACGCUCAUGCUAUUCGCCUCAAGGAGUUCUUCUCCGAUCCUUCUCAUUUUCCCGCUGAUCAAAUCUCUCGUUACAACUCCAUUCGAGUUGUAGACCCUCAGAGUUUGCUAGCAGAGAAAGAAGCAAUAGAAGAAAAAUUAGCACUUAGUGACUAUGAACUGCGUUUAGCUCAAGAAGACAUUAUAAAACUCAAGACUGAGUUACAAAGGAAAGCAGAUCUCCCUCAGGAUAAAUUGAGUGAAUCAAGUGGGAGCAAUUCUAUAAAUCAUGCACUGGAAAUCCAUCGACAAAAGAGAGAUGCUCCCUUCUCUGAUUUGGGCCCAUUGAAGGCUAAUGAGCGAAAAGAUCUAAAUUGUGCGGUCAAGGAAUAUUUGCUGAUAGCUGGAUACCGACUAACUGCAAUGACGUUUUAUGAAGAGGUUACAGAUCAGAAACUAGAUGUUUGGGAAAACUCACCAGCAUCUGUACCUGAUGCCUUACGCCAUUAUUAUUAUCAGUACCUCUCUUCAACUUCAGAAGCUGCUGAGGAGAAAAUUUCUAUGAUUCGAGAAAAUGACUCAUUAAAAAAAGCAAAUGAGAGUUUAAAUCAUGAGAAAGAGUGCUUGAUGAAAAACAAGAAUUUGGCUGAAGGUCAAAUGAAUGCAUUAACGAAAUCCUUGGAAGCUGCUCAGAAGGAUCUGAAGGACAAGGAUAAGCUGAUACAAGAUCUGAAACAUGCCUGUGAGCACCAAAGGCAGGAACUAAAUGAUUGUAGAGCUGAAAUCACAUCUCUGAAAAUGCACAUUGAAGGAUCUCAUUCUGUACAAAAUUCGGUGGCUACUAAUGUUGACUCUACUCAAUCCCAGGCCUUCAAAAGUUACAAGGAAGAAAUAAAGUCUUUGCAGGUGGAAAUUGAAAGAUUAAAGGCAGAGAAAACACAUAUUUCAGAUUUAGUUGAUUCCAGCUUUGGUGAGAAAGAAUCAAUACAGACAGAAGAGAAAGUCGUUGAGAUGGAUGAAAAUAAAACUCUAAUCUCUCAUCCUAUUGAAGCGGCAGAAGUUGUAGACAGCAACACGCCAUUAAUGCCACUUCAAACAUUCGAGACCAGCACUCACAAGCCUGAAGAAAAUUUGCCAGAAUCAGUUAUGAAUACUUCAAGCAGUACUGAUUGUUUCCCAGAUGCUGGAAUUCUUUCCCAACAAGAUGAGAAACUACCAUCAGAAGAUGGUGGGUUGCAUUUAAAAUCAGAAAACCUUGGCUGUGGACCUGCUCCUGAUAAUACGGGUUUGGGAACGAUUCAAAUCCUUGCAGAUGCCUUGCCUAAGAUUGUUCCAUAUGUUUUGAUUAACCAUCGGGAGGAGCUUCUUCCGCUGAUAAUGUGUGCUAUUGAGCGGCAUCCAGAUAACAGCACUCGAGAUUCAUUGACACACACACUCUUCAAUUUGAUUAAACGUCCAGAUGAACAGCAGAGGCGAAUCAUAAUGGAUGCAUGUGUUACCCUUGCCAAAAAUGUGGGGGAGAUGAGAACGGAAACAGAAUUGCUCCCCCAGUGCUGGGAACAAAUAAAUCAUAUGUAUGAGGAGCGUAGGUUGCUGGUUGCUCAAUCAUGCGGAGAGCUUGCUGAAUUUGUCCAACCUGAGAUUCGUGAUUCUCUUAUUUUAUCUAUUGUGCAACAACUGAUUGAAGAUCCUGCAACUGUUGUUCGAGAAGCUGCUGCACACAACCUGGCCUUGCUGCUUCCACUCUUUCCGCUUAUGGAUAAAUAUUUCAAGGUUGAGGAAUUGAUGUUCCAAUUAGCCUGUGAUCCAUCUGGAGUGGUGGUUGAAACUACACUAAAAGAACUACUUCCUGCAAUAAUAAAUUGGGGAAACAAGUUAGACAAUAUUUUGAGAGUUCUACUCUCUCAUAUCUUAGGCUCUGCUCAGCGUUGCCCACCUCUUUCUGGAGUUGAAGGAUCAUUGGAGUCCCACCUUCGUGUUUUAGGUGAACGAGAGCGUUGGAAUCUUGAUGUUUUGUUAAGAAUGUUGGCUGAAUUGCUUCCUUAUGUGCAUCAGAAAGCCAUUGAGACAUGCCCAUUCUCAUCUGUUUCGGAGUCAAAUGGGACAAUAUUUUCCACCUCCAUACUUGAACUGUAUGCAGGGGGACAUGUCGAAUGGCCUGCAUUUGAAUGGAUGCAUGUCGAUUGCCUUUCUGGUUUGCUGCAGCUGGCUUGGUUGUUACCCCAGAAAGAAGAUAGUUUAAGAAACCGAACUACCAAGUUUUUGUUAGCCGUUUCUGAAUGUUUUGGGGAUUCUUAUUUGACGCACAUAAUGCUACCUGUAUUCUUGGUAGCGGUUGGGGAUGAUGCUGAUUUGAUGUUUUUCCCUCCCAACAUUCAUUCAAGAAUCAAAGGUCUCAGACCAAGAACAGCUGUUGCAGAGAGGCUUGCUAUUCUAGGUAUCCUGCCACUUCUCUUGGCGGGUGUUCUAGGAUCUCCUGGUAAGCGUGAACAGUUAGCAGACUAUUUGAGAAAGCUACUAGUUGAAGGUGCCAUGAAAGAGAAUCAGUCUACAACACACAACAUUGAUAUUGUUAAUGCUGUCCGCUUCCUUUGCACAUUUGAAGAGCAUCAUGGUAUGAUAUUCAAUAUCUUGUGGGAAAUGGUUGUAAGCUCUAAUAUAGAAAUGAAGAUCAGUGCUGCCAAUAUAUUGAAAGUCAUUGUGCCAUAUAUUGGAGCAAAAGUUGCAUCUACACAUGUUCUCCCUGCCUUGAUUACCCUUGGCUCUGACCAAAACCUGAAUGUGAAGUAUGCAAGCAUAGACGCAUUUGGAGCUGUGGCACAACAUUUUAAAAAUGACAUGAUUGUUGAUAAAAUACGUGUUCAAAUGGAUGCUUUUCUUGAAGAUGGAUCCCAUGAAGCAACCAUUGCUGUGGUCCGUUCAUUAGUGGUAGCAGUUCCACAUACAACAGAGAGACUAAGGGAUUAUCUUUUAUCUAAGAUUUUCCAACUGACAAGCACGCCUGUUUCUGCAACUGAUGUGAUGCAUCGUCGGCAGAGAGCUAAUGUAUUUUGUGAAGCCAUUCGUGCUGUUGAUGCAACAGAUCUUUCAGCAAAUAGCAUUCGCGAUUUCCUCCUUCCUACCAUACAAAACAUGUUCAAAGACCCUGAUGCACUAGAUCCAGCACACAAAGAAGCCCUUGAAAUAAUAUUGAAAGAAAGGUCGGGUGGGACUUUUGAGGCUUUGAGUAAGGUGAUGGGAGCUCACCUGGGGAUUGCAUCAUCGGUGACUAGUUUCUUUGGUGAGGGUGGGCUGCUAGGCAAGAAAGAGAUUACUGAAUCACCAACUGAGCCAGUUGAAUCCCCAAAAGCUGCGGCAGCACCUGCACCGGCAGAGGAUACCAGAUUCAUGCGAAUCAUGAGGGUCACUGACAUGCUUAGAGGCAAAGCAAAGAACCAAGAAGAAACACACCAGACUCAGUGAAAUCAAGUGAGACUGCUGCUUCCUUACUUCUAUAUUAUAUAUAUCUUUUUAAAAAACUCUUCACGUCAUAUAUGAGGAUGCUACGUAGUGGUAGCAGGUGGUCAUUUUUUUCAUUAUAUAAAUUAUUUUUUUAAAGCAUUCCUUAUCGCUUUCGAAGAAGGAAGAAAAUAGAGAUGAGAUUUGUGCGAAGGCACUUGAAAGAUUUGUUUUUGUAGAGUCUAAGCAUGGCCUUACUGUUAUAAGCAAUGCAUUAUUAUCUUUUUAAAAGUUUCUAGUUAUUGCUAUCUAUAAAUUGCUGUGUUGUUUUUUCUAGUUAUUGAACAUUCAUUCUUCGACAGUUUUAAGAGAAACAAAUUAAGUUUAAGCAAACUAGUGAAUUUAAUUCGUUUAGUGACUGAAAUAACUGAAAAGAAAACAAUGAAAAGCUUACUGUAAUAAUAUUUUAUAAAUGAUAU
Molecule: messenger RNA, 4419 nt
Organism: Durio zibethinus
Lineage: Eukaryota; Viridiplantae; Streptophyta; Magnoliopsida; Malvales; Malvaceae
Biological process (GO): intracellular cholesterol transport
Cellular component (GO): trans-Golgi network; recycling endosome
Molecular function (GO): protein binding
Source: RefSeq, a predicted model, not a curated record